This is a messenger RNA of Daldinia loculata, 2113 nucleotides long. Its product is annotated as homoserine acetyltransferase. The record is from RefSeq and is a predicted model, not a curated record. The transcript has a single exon. Gene Ontology annotation, biological process: L-homoserine metabolic process. The coding region runs from base 163 to 1740 and encodes 525 amino acids. NCBI's taxonomy places the organism in Eukaryota, Fungi, Ascomycota, Sordariomycetes, Xylariales, Hypoxylaceae. Gene Ontology annotation, molecular function: homoserine O-acetyltransferase activity; L-serine O-acetyltransferase activity.
CUAAAAGAAAAAACACGUGAGAUAGCACUAUUCAAUUUACGCAAGCUAAGCUUUAAAGCUAAGCUUUAAUCUCUUCUAACUUGGAUCAUGGAUCUCAGAACAAUAUCUAAGCAGCUGUCCAUUCUUGGGCUUCUAUACUUUCCUGCUAUUCAAUAAGUCAUCAUGAGAAUCCGAGGUCAUAGCGCGGCAGACCUGCGACGCGUCACUACCAUUCUACAACCCAUCAUCAACGCGCGACCUCCCACCUUUUUACUCCGAACUCGGCCUUCGCUAUUAGCAUCCCUCAAAACUCCCUCUCUACAGUAUGGCACGCGAUUACUGCAUUCCCAGCCUCCCAGGCGUGCUAGCACAAGCCAAGGAGAAGCCUCCAACCCUGCUAUGGCAUUUCCUUGCCUCGAUGCGAUAGAGACACGAUCGGCGACGCUGGAGGCGAAAUCUCUCUCGACGGGGCCGGAGCCCGCAUAUACCACCGGAGCCACCGAGGUAUUUCAUUGCGAAGAUCCUCUCUCGUUAGACUGGGGAGGAAGACUACCGAAAUUCGAUGUCGCCUACGAAACAUGGGGAAAGCUAAACUCAGACAAGUCCAAUGUGAUAUUACUACAUACGGGUCUAUCAGCUUCGUCGCAUGCCCACUCGACCGAGAGCAACCUUCAACCUGGAUGGUGGGAGAAGUUUAUCGGCCCAGGGGCCUGUCUCGAUACGGAUAAGUAUUUUGUGAUAUGUACAAAUGUCAUUGGAGGCUGUUUCGGAUCCACUGGGCCAAGCAGCAUUGAUCCUGCUGACGGUCAGAGAUAUGCCACUCGAUUUCCAAUACUUACGAUGGAGGAUAUGGUGAGGGCACAGUUCCGGCUCUUAGGUCAUCUAGGUGUUGAGAAACUAUACGCAAGCGUUGGGUCUAGUAUGGGAGGAAUGCAGUCUCUGGCAGCCGGUGUACUGUUUCCUUCACGGGUGAGCCGUAUAGUAUCCAUCAGCGGCUGCGCACGAAGCCAUCCCUACAGUGUUGCAAUGCGUCACACGCAGCGGCAAGUGCUCAUGAUGGACCCUAACUGGAAUCGCGGGUUUUACUAUGGCAAAGUCCCGCCGCACGCCGGGAUGAAGUUAGCCAGAGAGAUCGCCACGGUGACAUAUCGGUCCGGACCCGAGUGGGAGCAACGGUUUGGUCGUAGGAGAGCUGACCCGACAAAACCGCCUGCAUUAUGUCCGGAUUUCUUAAUUGAGACAUAUUUAGACCAUGCGGGCGAGAAGUUUUGUCUGACAUAUGACCCAAACAGCCUCCUAUAUGUCAGCAAGGCCAUGGAUCUAUUUGACUUGGGUCUUGAAAAUCAACAGGCAGCCACCCAACGACGAGCCGAGCGUGAGAGGCUCAUUCAAUCCGGAUCAUCCCCCGAAACAAAUGACCGGUAUUGUAGCCUCACAUUACCCGACUCGCCGUAUUCUGAGCAACCUGGAACAUACGUAGAUGAUUCCAGUUCACCCAUACCAGGCGACUCCCGUCCCCCUCAAGAUUUGAUUGAAGGUUUAUCGCCGCUGAGGGAUACCCCAACCCUGGUGAUGGGCGUAGCAAGCGACAUCUUGUUUCCCGCUUGGCAGCAACGAGAAGUUGCCAAUGCUAUUCGCCUCACCGGCAAUAGAAACGUAACGCAUGUAGAGCUAAGCGAGGAACAGAGUCUGUUUGGCCACGACACAUUCUUGCUGGAUCUGAAAAAUGUUGGAGGUAAUAUUAAAAACUUCUUAGGGUAGAACUAGAAGCGAGGUAUCUACUAAUAGAUCUGCUUGUACUUGGUACAGACUUACGUCACGCUCGGGUUCGGGGUUUUGCAUACGAUGGCGCAGAGAUUUUCAAGGAGUCAAAGCAUCAAUGGACAGGAGUGCCAGUGUGUUACACCGUGUCUGCCUAAAUGCCUAAUAUAUAUCUACAUCUACACCUAAGGUAUGUAUAAUAGAUGUGUAAUACUUCAAUGUAUUGUCAUAAAUCUUAAAACCCAGGUACUUAGGUAGGAGUGUAAUGAAAGUGACAGCCCAUUUUCAAUACGUAUAGGAAAAAGCAAGUCGACGGGUCAACAGAUCUCACCAAUGAGUAAUAAGAUCCAAAAGGCGCAGUGCAACCAGCUUU